AUGCCAGGCGCACUCAUCCUCAUCAACGGCUUCCCGGCAGUUGGGAAGCACAGUGUUGCGCGCGAGUUGAUCACGCUCCUCCCUGAAUGCAAGUUUUUGGAUACGCGUAACCUCGUCGCGGCCGCAUCACAGCUCUUCCCGCCCACAGACGCGGCCCAUGGUCUGUUGCGCAAGAAUCUUGUGCGCCUCCUUCUUCCUCCUUGCUCGGCUGAUCCCUCUCAGAAACAUGCAAUCUUCGACUCGAUCGCACGCACCUAUUCCUCGCCCAACCCAACCCGCCCACCCCCAAUCUACAUCCUCACAGACUUUCUCUCCGUCGCCGCCCGGCCCACGGACCGUGAAAUCAUGUCCGAAUUCAUCGCCUUUGCCCAGUCCACCGGCUUCGCCUUCAUCCACGUCAUUCUCGGAUGCAGCACCGACGAGAACGUUCGUCGACUGGCAUGCUCCAAAGGAAUGGAGGUCGCCACGCUUCUGGAGAUGCGGAUGGAGGAGGAGAUUGGGCAUAUGGCACCCUUACCCGGACUUGUUGGCGAGUUCGAGCUCGAUACCACCGCCUUGGACCCGCAGAUGACGGCUGGGGUGUUAGCCGAGUAUUGCCUUGAUGUGCUCCGGGCUGAUGACUGGUGGAUCCACCUCAAUGGGGCCAGCGUUCGUCCGUCCAGCGUCGUGGAUAAGACCAUCUCGCCUAUUGACGAGGUGCCCGAGCUGGGCAGAGAGGACGAACGCAAGUCGCACUCGCCGAGUAAGCGCUCGUCGGGGAAGCUCAGUCUCUCGCUCGGUAUUAGGAAGUCGUUCUCCGCGGGGUAA
Molecule: messenger RNA, 807 nt
Organism: Cutaneotrichosporon cavernicola
Lineage: Eukaryota; Fungi; Basidiomycota; Tremellomycetes; Trichosporonales; Trichosporonaceae
Exons: 2
Coding region: 1-807 (268 amino acids)
Source: RefSeq, a predicted model, not a curated record